Molecule: messenger RNA, 5910 nt
Organism: Nannospalax galili (Upper Galilee mountains blind mole rat)
Lineage: Eukaryota; Metazoa; Chordata; Mammalia; Rodentia; Spalacidae
Product: desmocollin-3
Exons: 16
Coding region: 298-2988 (896 amino acids)
Biological process (GO): homophilic cell-cell adhesion
Cellular component (GO): desmosome; plasma membrane
Molecular function (GO): calcium ion binding; gamma-catenin binding
Source: RefSeq, a predicted model, not a curated record
GGGUGGACCCGAGACCGCUUUCCUGGGGAGUGAGCUCCCUGGCGGCCGCAGUGAGCGCAGGGCAGGCUCGGGCAGCUCCCAGACGGCCCCGGCGGUGAUAAAACUUGAGAAAUAACUAGGAGGGGCCGCCCGGCGUCUCCUCCAUCCAAUCCCUUGUGAGGAGAGAACUUGCUCCGGGCAGAGAAGCCAGAACGAGGCCAGAGAGACUUCCAGACAAGCUGCGGCGAGAAACGCACCUCCCGCGCCUCUCGGCUUCGGCGCCCAGCUCCCGCGUCCUCCAGCCGCUGUCCCCGCGCGAUGGCCAUCGCCGGGUCCCGGAGUCCGCCGUGCUGGGCGCUGCGCACGCAGCUGUUGCUGACCCUCUGGGUCUUCAGUUUUGCUGGUGAAGCCUGUAAAGAGGUGAUAUUAAAUGUACCAUCGACACUAGAGGCAGACAAAAUAAUUGGAAGAGUUAAUUUGAAAGAGUGCCUCCGAUCUGCAGACCAAUUCAGGCUAAGUGAUCCUGAUUUCAGAGUUCUAGAUGAUGGGUCAGUAUACACAGCCAGAGCUGUUGUGCUGUCUGAUGAGAAAAGAUCGUUCACCAUUUGGCUUUCUGACACGAAGACACAGACUCAGAGAGAAAUUCCUGUGCUCCUGGAACACCGGAAACAGGUAUUGAAGAAGAGACACAGUAGGGAAACUGUCCUCAGGAGAGCCAAGAGGAGAUGGGCACCAAUUCCUUGUUCAAUGCAAGAGAAUUCCUUGGGCCCCUUCCCACUGUUUCUUCAACAGGUUCAAUCUGACGCAGCACAGAACUAUACUGUUUUCUACUCAAUAAGUGGGCGUGGAGUUGACCAAGAACCACUGAAUUUGUUUUUCAUAGAGAGAGACACUGGGAACCUGUAUUGUACUCGACCUGUGGAUCGUGAAGAAUAUGAUGUUUUUGAUCUGAUUGCCUAUGCAUCCACUGCAGACGGGUAUUCUGCAGAUUUACCUCUCCCGCUGCCCAUCAAGGUGGAGGAUGAGAAUGACAACUACCCUGUUUUUACAGAAGCCGUGUAUAACUUUGAAGUUCCUGAAAGCAGUAGACUUGGUACUGUAGUGGGAACGGUUUGUGCCACGGACAGAGACGAACCUGACACGAUGCAUACCCGCCUGAGGUACAGCAUCUUGGAGCAGAACCCACGAUCACCUGGGCUCUUUUCUGUGCACCCGAAUACCGGCGUCAUCACCACUGUCUCCCACUACAUGGACAGAGAGGUUGUAGACAAGUACACAUUAAUAGUGAAAGUCCAAGACAUGGACGGUCAAUUCUUUGGACUGAUCAGUACGUCAACUUGCCUCAUCACAGUGCAGGAUUCCAAUGAUAACGCGCCCACAUUCAGACAAAAUGCUUAUGAAACAUCAGUAGAGGAAAACGCGUAUAAUGUAGAAAUCUUGCGCAUACCUAUAGAUGACAAAGACUUGAUUAACAGCGCCAACUGGAAGGCAAAUUUCACCAUCUUAAAAGGAAAUGAAAACGGACGCUUCAAAAUCACGACAGACCCAGCGACUAAUGAAGGAGUUCUGUGUGUUGUGAAGCCACUGAAUUAUGAAGAACAUCGCCAGGUCAUCCUAGAGAUUGGAGUGAACAAUGAAGUUCAGUUUACCAGAGACGUUGCCAGCCGAGUGCCAACCAUGAACCGAGCCUUGGUUACAGUUCAUGUGAAGGAUCAGGAUGAAGGGCCCGAAUGCAACCCACCUGCUCAGUAUGUAGAGAUCAAAGAAAACUCGGCAGUGGGCUCCAAGGUCAAUGGCUACAAGGCUUAUGACCCUGAAACCAAGAACAGCAAUGGCUUAAGGUACAAAAAAUUGCAUGAUCCAAAAGAGUGGGUCAGCAUUGAAGAAAUUUCGGGGGUGCUCACAAUAUCUAAAGCCUUGGACAGAGAGGUCAUGACUCCUAGAAAUGACUUAUAUAAUAUUACAGUCAUGGCAAUAGAUCAAGAUGGUAGAUCGUGCACGGGAACGCUUGCAGUGAACAUUGAAGAUGUGAAUGACAAUGCACCACAGAUACUUCAAGAUUAUCUUGUAGUCUGCAAGCCAAAGAUGAGGCAUACAGACAUUUCAGCCAUGGACCCUGAUGCGCCUGUCAAUGGACCGCCCUUUCAGUUCAAGUUGGCAAACCCUUCUCCAGAAGUCAACAGAAUCUGGACUCUCAGCCAAGUUAAUGAUACAGCUGCCCGCCUGUCAUACCAUAAAAAUGCUGAAGUUCAAGAAUACACCAUUCCCAUCACUGUAAAAGACAGAGCAGGCCAGUCCACAACCAAAAUCUUAAGAGUGAACCUGUGUGACUGUACUCACCCGAGUCAGUGUCUCGUCAGGUCGAGGAGUGCAGGCAUAGCCCUGGGGAAGUGGGCCAUCCUUGCCAUAUUACUGGGCAUUGCGCUGCUCUUCUCUGUACUGCUAACUUUAGUAUGUGGAGUUGUUACUGCCCAGAAAGGAAAAAAAUUUCCCGAAGAUUUAGCACAGCAAAACUUAAUCAUAUCAAACACAGAAGCACCUGGAGACGACAGAGUGUGUUCUGCCAAUGGAUUCACGACCCAGACUGCCAACAAUUCCAGCCAAGGCUUCUGUGGCACAAUGGGAUCUGGAAUGAGAAACGGAGGGCAGGAGACCAUGGAGAUGAUGAAAGGACACCAGACCUUGGACUCCUGCCGGGUGGCAGGGCAUCACCACACCCUAGACUCCUGCAGGGGAGGGCAUAUGGAGACUGACAACUGCAGACACACCUACUCGGAGUGGUACAGUUUCACUCAGCCCCGACUCGGCGAAAAGUUGCAUGCAUGUAAUCAGAACGAAGAACACAUUCCAUCUCAAGACUAUGUCCUUACCUACAACUACGAAGGCAGAGGGUCGCCAGCUGGGUCUGUAGGCUGCUGCAGUGAAAAGCAGGAGGAAGAGGGGCUCGACUUCCUAAACAACCUGGAACCCAAAUUUCUUACAUUAGCAGAAACAUGCACAAAGAGAUAAUGUCACCAGUUACCAUUAGAUGUGACCUGGCCAGACAUUCUAGAAGUUUAGAAAAUGAUACUGUAAAAUAUAGCUACUAAUUACAUGUAGACGACCUUGACUUAUGAUGAUUUGACUUGUGAUAUUUUGACUUUAGUACAGUUUGAAAUUGACACAUGUUCAGGAGAAACUGUACUUGAAAUUCUGAAUUUUGAUCUUUUCCUGGGUUUGAGAUGUGCUGUAUGUGACUUGCAAUGCUGAGCAGGGGCAGCGAGCUACUAGGCCACAAGAUCUGGGAUGGGGGGGAAGUGGGGGGGCAACUGAUGUGUUCUGAAGUGUGUUCUGUUGCUAAGCUAUGAUGUUCUGGGAUCCAAGCAUAUUAAAUGAAUUUUCAGUAUAAUGAUAUUUUCACUUACAAUAAUGUUACUGGGAUACAACCUCAUCCCAAGUUGAGGAGUGUAUGUAUAUAUAAUGGGUUUUUCUACAUUUUAAAGUCUACCUUCAACUAAUUUGUAUUUUUAGAGCAACUUGUUGUUUACUACUUUCCAAAAAGCACAAACUGUUAAAAUAGCAGAUGUCUUGCUGUGGCAUUGGAAUUAACUAAGGUCUGCAAGGCCUGCUCUCCUCUAGAUAUUUCCCAUUAAAUGUGUUGGGUAAAUAUUAGUAAAAAAUAGCCAAGCCAUCUCAAUAUCUCAUUUUUAUUAGUAUAUACAUACUUCAAGCAAUAGAUUAAAAAUAGACAAAAAGCUAACACUAUUUGAAGAGAUCUUUAGGGCAGAAAUAAUUAUUACUAAAUUAACAGUUUUUCAGGUCUGAAAAUUUCGGACUAGCCCUCCCUCUAGCUCUCCCUCCAACUUCAAUAUCAAAUAAAAACUUUAUUUGACUCAGGAAACAAAAUUUGGCAGGUAGCCUACCGAGCGCAAUUUUCUAGCAGCACAGUUUGAAACGUGUGUGCAUGUGUUUAACACUACAUAUCAGUGCAGAGCUCUUCCUGCCCAGAUUCUGUGGACUGUGUGAGGCCUGAUGUGUCAGAAAAUGAUUCCUGUCCACUUGUGUAAUUUGUUUAAAUAUGGAAACAUACUUUCUGGCUUUAGUGGAAAGGAAAGAGGGAACCAAGUUGAAGGUAGAUCCAGUUUGCAGUCCACCUAAAACUUUGUGUGUCCAUAGAUUAGAAGCAAACUAGGGGAUUUGGCCCACAGCUGGGCGCCCUGCUUUUUGGCAACUUUACAGAAAUGAGGUGUUUUCCCUGGGAUUUGGUGCUAAACUAGUUUUCAGUUUUGUCUCUGCUGCAAUUACAUCUUCUGUCAUCCUUUCCUUUUUCUGUUUUCUUUCCUCUUUUUCCUUUUUCUCCUCCCCAUUCCUCUUUCUUUUUCCUAUCUAUUUUUUUUUUUUUUGAGAGAGAGGCCCAUCCCACUACAAAUCCCAAGCGUCUGAUCUAUGAUCCUCCUGUCUCAGCCUCCAGAGUCCUAGAACACAGGUGUAUGCCAACUUCUGUUGGCACUUCGUUUUUCUCUCCUAUCUAAGCAUCGUUUUGUAAAUUUAGCUGUGAUUGAUCCUGUUCUUGCAGUUCAGAGGCUGUGUGGUGCUGGGAGGGAAGUCGUACUGACAGGGACAAGUGGCGUCCUUACACUCAAAGCCACACGAUGGGAGUUACAGUAUUUCUAUUACCUAAUCACUGCCCUAUUUUUAUUCUUUAUUGAUUUUUUUUGUCAACUUCAUACAACAUACCUUAUCAUAUUUAAAUGCCCCUCCCCUACUUGCACCCCCCCCCACACUGGUUUUCAUGCAUUCUGUUAUGUUUCUUUAAAGUAGCUUGGGCACGGUUCUAGAAAAGCCAGCCUUCAUUGAUUCCUUCUUUCCUCUGUUUGCCAAUAUUGUUUGUAAGACCUCUAGCAGAUUUAAGUAGGUGGUAAAUCCUCUAGAAACUCAGGCAUCCUUCAGUCAGCGUGAGUUAGUUUUUUUUUUUUAUCAACUUGUCAUUUUAGGAGAGAACAAGGCAAUGGAGUGUUUGGGUGUCCAGAGAGUAACAAGCACAUUCAGGUCCUCCAGGGUAAGGAGUGAACCAGCAGGGCUGUGAACAGUAGGAAAGGCAACACUUUCCAAGGCCUUGUCCUGCCCUUCCCUCCUGCUUUUAAACCAACACAGUGCCCUUUGAUUUUGGCAAAGUAUCAGCCAAGACUUUCUUAAGGCUUCCUAGAGUAUAGAAUCAAGGAGGAGGGCUGGCCCUGGGUAUGCAACUGUUGGAACAGUGCUUGUCUUGAAUGCAUGAUGCCCUGGUGUUGAUCCCUAGCACCCCACACACCAAACUUAGAGGUGCACACCUGAAAUCCUAGCACUUGGGAGGUGGAGGCAGGAGGGUCAAGUUCAAGGUUCUCCUGGGCUAUGUGAAGAGUUUGGGCUACAUAUGAUGAGUAUAAGCAUUUUGGAUGGGCCAGAGCUGCUGUGCAGGACAAACAGCCUUCACAGGGCAGCUCUGAUGGCUUCUGCAGUCCUCUGGGUGCUAAGAAGGUCUGUGCUUGAAUGUGUAUCUAAAACUCUGAUCUGAUUUUACCUUUUGAUUCUUUCAUUUGAUCCUGAGAGCUAUGUUUUUUCAGACUUUGACUUUAGUGCCAUUUUCCCCCUCAAAGCAUUCUAAUGUUAACGUGUAAUAUUAUUCUUUCCUCGUACAUAUAGGGUGAAGUUUGUGCUAUUUCAGUACCCAAGAAAAAAUAUCAUUUUUUUAAAGCUUUCAUUUCCUUCCCUGGAUUUUUUUUAAUGUAAAUGUACAGACUGUUUUUUCUUACAUUUAUAAGGAAAUAGUUAACUGUCUAAAGUGUAGUCGAGGUGUGUUUGUCAAUGUUUUAAACAGCUUUAAUUAAAACAAAUUACUUUGCUUUUGAAAUUUGGGAGAUUAAAAUAAUCAAACAUUGAAUGUGUAAAAUAAUAGUUCUAAAGAAUGUAAUA